This is a messenger RNA of Sycon ciliatum, 2680 nucleotides long. RefSeq lists its product as uncharacterized. The transcript has a single exon. The coding region runs from base 411 to 1910 and encodes 499 amino acids. Lineage: Eukaryota; Metazoa; Porifera; Calcarea; Leucosolenida; Sycettidae. The record is from RefSeq and is a predicted model, not a curated record.
UCCGCGAUCCGCUGCAGUAGUGACCAUGGCAUUAGGCAUUACAGCCGCUGUCUGUAUCGUUUGACAGUCCGAGCUGAGCUUGCUUCUUGGAAAAAGCAAAUCGAAUCAAUGGUCGACUUGCAUAGAUGAGGAGAUGCGGAAAGCGCAAUCUGCAAUGGACGAAAUGGGAGUGGACCAAGUAACGUUAGUUCCAUGCUGACUGCUAUGUGCCUCAGCGUUCGAUCCUUUCCUCGUCAACUGCAUGCAUGGGACGCGAUCGUCGGCUGGAUGCAGCUAGCUGUUAGCGCGUGACUCUUGCAAAGAGCUACCCACGCCACAGACGGAAGAAAUUUGUAACUCACCAUCGAGUUUUGCAGGGCAGACUGCAGCAGGAAGAGAGAACGGUGGAGACUGGAUAAUAAUUCGAGAUAAUGACAACUGCAGGUAGCCAGCCUGCUGGCUUGGGCGCGCAGAUACUGAAGACGUUCAAACCCACCAUCUCCGAUCAGACGCGCUUCGGUGCCGGCUGCCGUGACAAUGCCACGCAGACGGAACGCUCCGACAUUGUCCAGCUGGAGGAGACGUUCGCCACGCUGGAAAACAUCCUGCGCAUGGCGUCAGCGUUGAAGAAGGAGCUUACCAUGGCUACCUACUCGCUGCGUAUGGAGUCGAAAACGUUGAUCAGCGAUCACGCCACCGAGCUCUACCACCACGCCAACAAUCGCCUGAUGGAGAUGGAGAAACGACAUCGCGAACAGACCGACAUGCUACGGCGCAGCUUCCGCACGCAGCUGAGCGACGCCGUGGCGCGCAUUUCCGCCGAGUACAAGAACUACUAUGAUGAAAUCCUGUCCGGCAAGACUGGCCGCCACGAUCGUAAAAUCCGCGAGCUGACUCUGACUUGUAAUGAACAGCAUGCCACGAUCAAGCAGAACGAAACAGUCAUACAGAUGCUGCAGAGUCAAAUCCAAAAGCUGGCGGCGGACGCACGCACCGAGCCAGCCGAGCCGGAAUCAGUGAUCGUAGAGGCCGAGCCGCAGGGAGUGUUGAGUCAGGAGGAGGCUGAUGAGCUGCACGCCACCAUAGAGAACCUGCAGCUACGCGUGCGCGAGCUGCAGAUGGAGGCGAGCGACCGCGACUCCGGCCACAAGAACCUGCAGCGCUCCCUCAGCGACGCCAAGGAGCAGCUGGAGCUGGAGCGUGCCAAGGUGAGUCGCUUGACGUCGGAGCUGGACGGAGAGCGACGCAACGCGGCUGCCGAGGGUGCCCGCUCCGCCGCCGACGCACACGCGCAGAUCGCCGCGCUGAAGGAGCAGCUGCGCGAGCAGAAGGAACGCCUGGAGCAGGAGGCUGACGAGCGGCUGCAGAGCAUGCUGGCUAACGCACAGUCGACGGCCGCUGCCAAGCUGCAGGCAGAGCUCGCCAAGCAGCGGGAGAUCGAGGAGAAGCUGCGCCGGGAACGCGACGCCCUGGCCGGCCAGGACUCCUCCAAGAUCGUCAAGCAGCUGCAGGACCAGGCGCUGCACCUGCAGCAGACCAUCGUGAAACUGCAGCGCGAGAUCAAGGCCAUCAACGAGCGGUGGCAGCUGCGAAUGGACAUCAUGGAACGUAGGCUGACCGGCGUACGGGAGGAGAGUCUCCUGCGUGCAAAUCUGCAAAAGCACGCGGCCACGCUACACCGGGCUGCGAUCACGUACGCCCCGGACGGGCCGGUCCUGAUGAGCAGUGGCGAUGCGGCGGCGGCAGGGUUUCCGCCAAGCGUAACCGCCGGCAACUUCCCCCAGCCUCACCAAGCCGCGGCAGCGAUGGCAGUGGACAUGUCUGCGGCGGCAUCGCGGCAUCCUGCAGCAGUGUACUCGCACCAACGCGAGCCAUCCGCGCCGGCCACAUGGAGGCCACCAGCAUCGGCGAGCGUAAACAUACCACCUUGAUGUGCAACCGUUGAUAUAACACUGAGUAUGGACUACCGUACCACCCUGUCAACGCACUGGGCAUGUUCUCGAAGAACGCGAAACUGUGAACUUACCACCGUGACGUACCACCCUGACACAGCACUAGUGGGCAUGGACUCGAAGUACGCGUAACGCGCCGAAGCGGUUACGACAACCAAGCUAUAUUUUAUGUAACGACCAGGGCAUUUGGAUUGGGCUUAGUAUGACUGGGUAAGUGUGCAACGCAGCGUGAGGAGCACAUUUCUUGACAAGGUACCAGUAGUGUUGAAUGCAACCGGAAUAUGGUCAUUCGCCUUGGAGACGUCUGUGCUUUACAGUGCGCUGUUGUACAGUGCAGUACUUGUGCAGGUUAACUCGUUGUGAAUACUCCUGCAACAUGGAACACUGCACGGCACCAAUCUACUCUUGAGACCAAUACAACCACUUCCCUCAUUGCGGCAACAAACCUGCUCAGCCGUUCACUUCACAGGCUGCUCAAUCAACCCAGAUAGACCAGCGAGCAAGCACACGACUCAGCUCAACAAUCUAGUUCACCAGUAGUAUUAUUGGUAUCAUGACUGUAUUUCGAUGGAUUAAAAUUUGCCCUAACAUCAAAACUUGAGCGAUAAUGACAGAUGUGUUGAACAAUAUGCCACUCAAAAAAUAUUAUUGGUCUAGGAAUCUGGCUAGUUUCUACGCUAGGUUGUCAUCAAGAUUUGUUCGUUGUGAGCUAGCACGCCAUAAGUAAACAAUGUCAUACUGGAAGUCAA